Messenger RNA from Paramecium sonneborni, 374 nucleotides. Lineage: Eukaryota; Ciliophora; Oligohymenophorea; Peniculida; Parameciidae. The record is from the annotation of a GenBank genome assembly.
AUCGAAUGAAAGAUCAAGUUGAUAAUAAAAGUACAGAAUUAAGAACUGAACCUUGUUAAACAACUAAAUAAGUUCUCAUAUCUCAUAAUGGAGACUUACCUCUUAUUAGUCAAACCGACAUUACAUAUCCUAAAGUACCACAAAGUAGAGAGACACAAAAAUUACAAUGUGUAAAUUGUUCAAAAGUAUCUACUACUAAAUUAAAAUUCUAAAAUGGGAAAGGUGCCUAUUUGCUGAUGCUAUUGUUUAUUGUAUUUAUUAUUACAAUUCCUUUGGCAAUCCUUGUUUACUUUCUAAAAAUGUUCAAAGACGUGCAACAUUAUUGUUCAGAGUGUGGAGCUCUAAUAGGAACAAAGCAUUUUUUAAUUGGAUGA